Messenger RNA from Metarhizium acridum CQMa 102, 3249 nucleotides. RefSeq lists its product as uncharacterized. Gene Ontology annotation, molecular function: ATP binding; protein tyrosine kinase activity. Gene Ontology annotation, cellular component: nucleus; cytoplasm. Gene Ontology annotation, biological process: protein phosphorylation; negative regulation of G2/MI transition of meiotic cell cycle. The record is from RefSeq and is a predicted model, not a curated record. NCBI's taxonomy places the organism in Eukaryota, Fungi, Ascomycota, Sordariomycetes, Hypocreales, Clavicipitaceae.
AUGUCCUUCUCCAACGGUGGAGGUACACUGGCUCUGCCAUCACCCACACAUGCCCAUCACAUGGACGUGUCGUCGGCAGUGCGCAGUCUUAGACGCUCCAUCUCCCGAUCACCAUCAAAGUUCUUGUCGCGAACAAGCUCACAAAGCUCGGAUAGCUCACGACAGGCCUCACCUCAGUCGCCUUGCCGACGUUUCGGCGCGACCCCUCAACGACAAUAUAUCUCACCGUCACAGCCCCAAACCGCUCCUCCAGCAAUCACGUCAACGCAUGCCUCAACGCCUCACCAAUCUUCUGUUCUAACACCUCUCCGCCCGAGUGUUCGACUGUCGCUGCGUUCCGCCAAAUCCGCCAAGUCAACAUCAACGUCAUCUCGCCCGCUGGCUCGUGCGCGGGUUUCACCAAAGAGCCCCCUCAAACGAGCCUUGAGUGCUGCUCCCGAUUCUGGUAAUCUGGGCCAGCCAUCGGUUACGUCUUCACCCACAUCAGUCACCCCGCGUGGCCAGGAAACCAAGUCGUCGCCUCGAUCCGCGCAUAGCACUGGAGAAAAACCAUCACGCCAUAGCUUUCACUUGGACGUGUCAGGGUCAUCACAAUACUCAGCACUCAAGGCCCUAGACACCCCCAGCAGUGAGUCCUACAUGGUCUCAACGACUGGCGCGUUGAAGCGCAGUGAUGCGACGAUGAACCUGGAUUACCCCAAUCAAGGCAGUCCGGCCUCAAAGCGGCGUAGCUUGCAUGGAGUUGCCGGUCUCGGUCCCCCUGGGGAGUUCAAUAUAUUUGGCGCAAAUACGUCAUCCUCACAAAGCUUCGACAUCCAUGAAGAUCCGCAAGCAUCAGAGUAUGAACUAACGGGAGCAAAUAAUGGCCUUCACUCAAACCGUGAACCUCUUUCUUCUCCCAGCCCGGUAGCAAAUCUUCCGAGGCGAUCUUCUUCGCUGCGGAAGUCAACCUUGCAGCAGAGAUACGGUGACAAAGGCUCAUGGGGUCGAAGAACUGGAGAAAGACAACUCGCACAACUGGGCGGUGAUAGUUCCACACCAGGUCGAAUCCGGCCUCGUCUUUCUACAGAUCAUUUUCUUCCCCCCCCGGUACCUCGAGACAGCCCGUUUAAUGCGGGAAGCCCUCUGCCUAAUGCUUCUAUUCAUCCAUUGGACAACAAAGGGCAACAUCAACCUCACCCUUUAUCCAAAACCCUCACAACCUCCACCUCUGGCAACAACUUAACGGAGGAACCUUCUGGGUAUGCACCGGGCGCUAAAGCUUCCGGAAAGUCCAAACCACAUAUAUUUUCCCGUUCUUUGCCCUUGAACGCAACCAGACCAACUGCACGCUCUACCAAUGACCACAACAAGGCUGUUGCUACACCCAGUCGAUCCCACCAGCUCUGGAUUGCUGCUUUUAACUCCACAGGCCUUAUAUCCAAGGUUAAUCGGAAUCCUGAGGAAGAGGCCGACAGGAAACUUGCGCCGCCAGACACGCCUUGCAAGAAGCAUACUAAUCCCUUUGCCACAUUCCCUCCUCCAGUUGGCAGUGCAAUAAAGAGAAAGGGUAACAACCGAAACUCUUUCGCUGGCCUUCCUUCAACACCUUUCCACUCAUCCUCAUCGCGAGCUCCCGACACCUUUGGGCAACCUGCCAAGGGACUUUCUAUUUUCCAACGCGGCUCCGUAUCAAAUAGCUCGCGUCGCGGCAGCAUUCUAAGCUUAGAGGGCGAAGAUAGAAAAUUAUUUUGCGACAGUAACGAAUUGCCAAGUAUUUCGGAUGGAGAUAUUCCGCCGACACCGACCAAAACGACAACCCUCACCACGAGCUUGAGCAAUCUUAGCGAGCAAUCACUUGAGAGUCCCAGCGCCAACCGAACAUUCAUUCUGCCGCUUUCUGCCGUCAAGCCAGCGGCGUCACGGGAAUCAACUAGAAGCCCAGUUGAUGGCCGCAGGACUCCUCAAACACCACAAGAGUCAUUGCUUCCUUUGGAUACAAGCCGUCUGUCUAUUUCACAGGCGCCUGAUAAUGUAAAUGAGAACACCAUGCCUCCACCAGUUACUCCUACCGCUGGCCGUGACUUCCGAUCAUCAACCAGCAUUUUUGUCACACCGGUCAAUGCCCGUACCAGCAGCCUGGAUAUUGACGCUAGCCUGUACUCGAGGUUUGAUAAAGUUGAGCAAAUAGGCAAGGGCGAGUUCUCUACCGUGUACCGUGUGACCAAACUUGAGCAUGUCAACGCCUUUACGUUGGGCAAUAUCACCCCAAGUAACAGUGCCAGCCGCAGCCCUGCCAAAGGCCAAGUGUUUGCGGUCAAGAAGAGCCGACACUCUUAUUACGGACCCAAAGAUCGGGAGACGAAGCUCCGCGAGGUUCGCAUUCUUCAGGCAUUGACGCAUGCUGAGCACGUUGUUCAAUAUGUUGAUGAUUGGGAAAACAACUUUCACCUUUACAUCCAGACAGAAUUUUGUGAGGAGGGUACUUUAGAGAAGUUUCUAGGGAACAUGGGGCGAGGUGGCCGGUUGGACGAUUUCCGAAUCUUUAAGAUUUUGCAGGAUCUAUGCUUGGGAUUGAAAGAAAUUCAUGAUGCUGGAUUUAUGCAUUUGGAUAUGAAGCCGGCAAACAUUCUCAUCACUUUUGAAGGAGUGCUGAAGAUUGGUGACUUCGGACUGGCUCAGCCAUGCACGUCAACAGAGGGCGUCGAUGUAGAGGGCGACCGUGAAUACAUGGCUCCCGAGAUGCUCAAAGGCAAAGCCGGUCAAUCUGCUGACGUGUUUUCGUUGGGUCUAAUGACGUUGGAGGCCGCUGCAAACGUGGUACUACCCGAUAACGGUCCCACCUGGAUCGCCUUGAGAUCAGGGGAUCUAUCUGAGGUGCCUAGUCUCACCUGGACACCCUCACUCGAAGUCCAGAGGGAUGCCAUUGGAAAUCCCACCGAGUCUGCACAUAGCGAUGAUCUUCAAGAGGGAAAAAGAAGUGCCAGUAACUUGUUCGGUUCGUUUAAGCGAUCAGAACUACAGCAGGCCCCCGAAUUCAUGCUUGAGGCAUUUCACCCCAGUUCGCUUGACUCUAUUGUAAAAUGGAUGACGGCGCAGGAACCAGCAGCCCGCCCUCUAAUCGACCAAGUCCUUGAACUCGAAGGCCUUCGAUGGGUCGCUGAGCACCGCAAUGCACCCGCAACAGUGUACGAAGGAAACUGGGGCCCCGCUGAGAUGUUUCCCGUUUCUAUUGCCAAUGACAGUGAUACGGAAAUGACCGACGUCUGA